AUGCAUCGACAACUAUUACUCUCUGUUCUAAGUCUAAUCUUAUUCGGAAUAAGUACUAGUUGGGCAGCGAAUUGGGCAGUACUUGUAGCUGGCUCUCGUGAUUGGGUGAACUAUCGUCAUCAAGCUGAUGUAUGUCAUGCUUAUCAAAUUCUACAUAGAAAUGGUAUUCCAGAUUCAAAUAUUAUUGUUAUGAUGUACGAUGAUUUAGCUCAUCAUUGGCGAAAUCCGACAAAAGGUAUUGUUAUUAAUCAUCCUAAAGGAGAAGAUGUUUACCAUGGAGUACCUCAUGACUACACUGGCAAAGAUGUAACACCAGCUAAUUUUAUUAAUGUUUUGCUUGGUAAUAAAGAAGCGAUGCGAAAUGUUGGUAGUGGCAAAGUACUUGAAAGUGGCCCCGAUGAUAAUGUUUUUAUCUAUUAUACCGACCACGGUGCUGUUGGUUUAGUUGCAUUCCCAUCUGAUGUGCUCUAUGCUAAAGACUUCAAUCAAACAAUUACUACGAUGUACAAUCAAAAGAAAUAUAAACAAAUGGUUAUUUAUAUUGAAGCUUGUGAAUCUGGUUCAAUGCUUGAAGAUAUUCUAUCCGACAAAAUAAAUGUUUAUGGAACCACAGCAUCAAAUGCUCAAGAAUCAUCAUAUGCUUGUUACCAUGAUUUAUUACGCGGUACAUAUUUAGGUGAUGUUUAUUCAGUUGUUUGGAUGGAAGAUUCCGAUGCUGAACAAAUUGAUAAAGAAACAUUAUAUCAACAAUAUAUAAUAACCCAAAAGAAAACAAAUACCAGUCAUGUUAUGCAAUACGGAGAUCUUAAUUUAGCUAAAUUUCAUAAUGUAAGUGAAUUUCAAAGUGUACAAAAAUCGAAUAUACUCAAAGAUAAUAUUUUUGUGAAUCGGUAUAAUAAUUUACUGAGACAAGAUGCUGUGCGUGCUGAAGAUGUUCGUAUUGAAAUAGUUAAGCAUCGUUUGGCAGUUGCUAAAGAGAAUUCAAUUGAGAAAAAAGAAUUACAAAUUGAACUCGCUCAAUUAUACAAUGAUCGAAACAUAAUUUCCAAUAGUAUGUAUCAAAUAGCUUCAAUAGCAUUGUCAUUAAAUCGUGGAAACUAUUUGGAAAUGAUUAUCCAAAAACGUAUGAAAUUGACCCAACAUGAUUGUUAUAGAUCUGUUACACAACGUAUUCAUAAAAAAUGUUUCGAUCUUCAGAAUGAAUUUGUUCUUAAUAAACUUUAUAUCAUGGCUAACUUGUGUGAAAUAGGUUUACUUGAUUUUACUAUAAAUCAAGCUGUUGAUCAAAUAUUUAGUUAUUUUAAAAUGGAAUCAGAUGUAACACUAACAAACAAUUGGGUUUAUCGUCGAUUUUUUCUUUCGAAUAUUCAUUCAGCUUCUCGUCUAUUUUGUUACAAUACAUCUGAUGGUUUUACGUUUGGACAAAUUAAUCUCAAUAACGAUGAACUUUUAUGCGAAUCAGUGGAUACAAAUCAUUUUGGUUUGCAAAUCGAUCAUUUAUGUUGGCUUUCGAAUACUAUCUAUCGACCAUCUCGAAAACAGAUCAAAGUUGGUUUAACGACUUUACCAACAUUAAAUCGAACUCAAAAAGGUUCAUUGAUUUAUAAGACUGAACAUGAUAGUUCUACUAUACAAAAUUUAAAAUGGCUUGAUGAAACAAUACGUUUAACACCAUCAUCAAUUGAUUAUAAUGAAUCCUCUGAUCAAAUUGCAAUUAGUCAUUUAAAUGGAACAGUCAAAAUUUAUAAUGCAUCUCAAUAUAAUUUAUCUUAUCAAUUGACAUUUGCUAAUUAUGGAGUUCUUCAUCAAUUAAAAUGGAAUCCUAUUGAAUCUAAUCUUCUUCUUCUUGCUUAUCAAAAUCGAUUAAAUAUUUAUGAUUUUGAACAUCAAGCAAUUGGAUUAACAUUAAAUUGUAAUGGAAAAGAACAUUUAGCUGAUUGUACAUGGAAAACAAAUGAUAUUAUUGUUGGUCGACAUCGACAACAAAUACUUAUUUGGGAUAAACGAGCCAGUCGUGAACCCAUUCGAAAUGAAAUAUUAGAUGCAUUUGGACAAUUAGAAAAAUUGAAAUGUAGUUUAGCAUCACCUAAUCAUUUAAUUUCAGUUUAUGAUACACGUCUGGCAAAAAUAAAAAUUUAUGAUUUUCGUUUUUUAACUAUGAGACAAGUUGAAUCCUUCGAUAAUAUCUCAUCAUCAUUUCUUGAUUAUCAUUGGACAAUAGAUAAAAUGGCAAUUGUUAUUGGAACACAUCAAGGUUUAUUACAUUGGAUUGAUGUUGAUAUACCAUUAAAUUCGAAAAUAUUAAAUAAUAAACAAUAA
Messenger RNA from Rotaria sp. Silwood1, 2319 nucleotides. Lineage: Eukaryota; Metazoa; Rotifera; Eurotatoria; Philodinida; Philodinidae. The record is from the annotation of a GenBank genome assembly.